Seriola aureovittata is the source of this 4624-nucleotide messenger RNA. It is a transcript of the gene gcgrb, whose product is annotated as glucagon receptor b. Gene Ontology annotation, molecular function: peptide hormone binding; gastric inhibitory peptide receptor activity; glucagon receptor activity. The transcript has 15 exons. Gene Ontology annotation, biological process: adenylate cyclase-activating G protein-coupled receptor signaling pathway; cell surface receptor signaling pathway. The record is from RefSeq and is a predicted model, not a curated record. Bases 567 to 2204 code for a protein of 545 amino acids. Gene Ontology annotation, cellular component: plasma membrane. Lineage: Eukaryota; Metazoa; Chordata; Actinopteri; Carangiformes; Carangidae.
UGGACUGGGAAAGAUGGGUUUUUGAGGGUCCACUAACCAGUCCCACACUGCAACACGUUUACCAUGCUGAGCUCUAUUUUGAAAUUUUACACCGGAAGCCAGUGUCUACAUUCAGCUUGGUUUGACAGAAAUCUGAAGCGCAGAGCAUCAACAGAGGAGCAUCCAGCUUCUGUCAGUCCGGCACACUUCAGCCCGCUUGGGAGUGAACGGGAGAGAGAUUUAUUCCAGAAAAGUGAUUUAUAGACAUCAAGAGAGAAAGAAACAAAAGACAAGAGCGAACCUGGACUGUAGUCUAAGAGGACAAAGGCCAAUUUAAGAAGUUUUUUCUUCCUUCUUUCUUUCUUUCUUUUUCUUGCUGUCCUCCGGACGGUGCUGGCUCUGCUCUCUGGACUGUACCUACGGUGAUGGGCCGGGCCAGGAGAUGAGCAGCGGGCGGUGUGGGGGUGCCAGGGGCGCAAGAGGAGGUCUGGACGCUCAGGCCACACGGUGAGACAGGGCUGCCUCAUGUGUUGGGCCUCCUCUGAGCUCUGGUCCCCACCGAUCCCCAUCCUCCCAGCAUCAGUGGGAUGUCCCAGGUGUGUCUCCUCUUGGCCUUGCUCAUGCUCUGCAGCUGCACCAAGGUCUCCUCUACUAACUCCCUAGAGCUUGUGAAGGAGCAGUGGAGCAACUACAAGAACCAGUGCCUGGACUACCUCAACGCCACGCCCCCCACCACAGGGCUGGUGUGUAACAGGACCUUUGAUCUGUACGCCUGCUGGCCUGAUGGACUCCCAGGAACCACUGUCAACGUCUCCUGCCCAUGGUUCCUGCCGUGGUACCGGAAAGUUCAGCAGGGUCUGGUCUACAGAGUCUGCAAAGAAGAUGGUCAGUGGGCACAAAAGAACACCAGCGAAUGUGAGGACGACCCUGGUGAGCAGCAGUAUGGACGCAUCCUCAGUCAGUUACGGAUCAUGUACACAGUGGGCUACUCGCUCUCCCUGGGAGCUCUGCUACUGGCACUGGGAAUCCUCAUCACCUUCAGGAAGCUCCACUGCAUGAGGAACAACAUCCACAUGAACCUGUUUGCCUCCUUCAUCCUGAGAGCUGUGUCCAUCCUGGUAAAAGACGCCCUGCUGACCCUCACACUGGACCCCAGGAGCAGCAGCGACACGCAGACACAAGCCUGGGUCAACAUGCCGGCUGUGACGUGGUGUCGUGGUGCCAUGGUGAUGAUGCAGUACAGCGUGAUGGCCAACAAUUAUUGGCUGCUGGUGGAGGGCAUCUACCUGCACAGCCUGCUAGUCAUCACAGUGUUCAGCGAGAAGAAGUACUUCUACAUUUACCUGGCCAUCGGCUGGGGUGCGCCGCUCAUAUUCGUGUUGCCGUGGAUCACUGUGAAGUAUCUGUAUGAGAACGAGGAGUGCUGGGAGAGGAAUAUUAACAUGGGAUAUUGGUGGAUCAUUCGUUGUCCUAUACUGUUUGCUUAUCUGAUUAACUUCUUCAUAUUCAUCCGAAUUAUCAAAAUCCUGAUGUCUAAACUCAGAGCUCAUCAGAUGAGAUACACCGACUACAAGUUCAGAAAACAGUCAGCCAAUCAGAAGAGAAGAGGCCCUGGUUUUAGACUGGCAAAGUCCACUCUGACUCUCAUCCCUCUGCUGGGGAUUCACGCCAUCCUCUUCACCUUUGUCAUCGACGAGUCGGUCCCCAAAGGCUCCAUGCUGCGCCUCAUUCGCCUCUUCUGUGACCUCCUGUUUAAUUCCUUUCAGGGCCUGCUGGUUGCCAUCCUCUACUGCUUCGUCAACAAAGAGGUGCAGUCAGAGAUGCUGAAAAAGUGGAAGAGGUGGAAGCUGGGAAAGGACAUUGACGAGGAGUACCGCCACAGCCACACGCCGCACAUCAAGAGCGGCAGCAUCGCCACCGGCAAUCUGCCCGACCUCCACGACAACAACGCCAGCGACCCCAGCGGUGACUCGCCCCGCCUCAGCAAAGCUGACGGAGGCCCGUCCUGCUCCGCCGCACCGGAGGAGAACCGCCGACUGGUCGUCUCCUACAGCAACGGGAUGGGGAAGGGCAGGCCUGCCAAGAGUAGACACACCCUCCAGUUCUCUUUUCUGCCACACCGAGGCCCCGCCAGCCAUGCCAGCACCACCACAGAGGACGUGUGUCUGGAAGAGAGGGCGCAGUGCCGCGUAUACCCUCUGAAGGGAGAGGAGACUAAUGUCUGAGGGCAAACCUGCUCUGAGCUCUCACCUCAUCGUGAAAACUCUCACUGAUUGUGCUUAUUGUUGUUUCAGAGCAGUGUUUAUGGACGGCCUGAGUGUGAAUGAGGAGAAUGAGGAAGUGAGCCACACAGAGCAGGAUGUUCAUACCUGCAUGACAUUGCAGGUGGUGAUGUUUUAACCUGCUCAGCUGCAAAUGAAUAUUUAUUGGUUUUGGGACCUUGAGCAAAAAAAAGCACCUAUUGACUUCAGACAUCAGGAAUGAUUAAACUCUAGUGGCGUGUCAGUGUGAAUGUGUGUAUGAAGUCAUUUCGACCCUUUGCCAUCACACCCCGCCCACCUCUGCGCUGCUGACUGUGGCCGUUGUGAAUCAUGCUUGUGUUGUGUGUCUGUUGUACUCUCCUACAAAAACCUCUCAGUGUCAGUGUUUUUUUUGUUGUUUAUGGUUUUAUGAACCUGAAUGUGGACUACAGCAUGCAUGGACGUGGUUAUUGUAUGACUCCUGCCACACGGUGUUUGUCAUGCUCAGGCAGUCUCACAGAGGAUGGAUGCUUUCAUCUUCAAGACUGUGCUAUGAUGUUUAAGUUAUUCUGGUUUUAAACGACCAAAGCCAAACAAAGAAAAAUAAUAAUAUACCUUUGCGGGUUUUAUAUGAUUUGGGUAAAGCAUUAAAUCCAUUCUUUGAUGCACAUUACUUUCUUCUUUUGUUUUCUGUCUGAAUGCAUAUGAGCAAUGGAGAUAAAUGGGUGAAACAAUGUCUAAGUGUAUAUAUUGUAUGUAAUUAGAAAUACACACAAUGUCCAGAGCACCUAAAUUUAACCUGUGAUGAGGCUUCAUUUAAAAUCUUGAUUUGCUUUCAUACAGACAAAAUUCAUACAUGACACACAGGCAGUGAAAUGAGUGGAAAUAAGUUUGGCAAAUUUGACUUUUACUAUUAUUAUAGUAUUAUUAUAGUACCUAUAAUAAUACUCCUCAAUCUGCAGCUGCAUGGGCAAUGACUGGAGCAACAGGAUGAUGGUACGGUGGCCUUGAGAGCUCAACACACUGCAACUUAUUAAAAACACAUGCCAAGACACAUACGCACUGCAAAUUCAGAAAACAUCUUCAUCAAUUUGACAACACAUGCGCUGCUAAUACACACAACCCAACGAAGUGUUUCCAGGGGGGACACUAAAAAGUGAUGGACCUGGCAGGGACUAGUUCAAUGCCCAACAGUGACUUUUGAAGUUAAAAGAAUUGAAUCAAGUGCGCAGCGCGUGUGUUUUCAAAUUAAUGAAGACGUUUUCUGAAUUUGCAGCACAUUUGUUUCUUUGCAUGUGUUUUUAAUAAGUUGCAGUGUGUUGAGCUCUCAGGGCCACCGUACCAUCAUCCUGUUGCUCCAGUCAUUGUCCAUACAGCUGCACAUUUACCCAGUUAUAGGCUACAGUGUUGUUUGGAAAGAAUGGAGACAGACUCAGAAAAUUACAUGUACAGAUGAGAGAAGUCUUUUUAUAUGGCAGAAAGCUUUUUAAAGUAAAGGUGUUGCAUUUCAUAACACAAUGUGUGAAUAUUUUUUGUUGAGAAGAUCACCACAUUACCAAUGGAAGAACAAAUUUAUUUUAUUUUCUCCCUCUACUGAUUAAAUCGUGGCUCGUAUGUCAUGACACAGAGAGAAAAAUGUGCCUCACACAACCGCUUUUAUUACUAUGACUUACUAUGGAAAUGACAAAUGUUUAAAAAUCCAUUUUCAUUUAAGAAACAGACUGGAUUCAGCUGUCAAUAGAUUUCAGUCACAAAGGAGCCGACAAGGAUUUUCACAAAGAGAUUCCUAAUAAAAGACGGACUACACUUCAGUUGGAAGUGUAGGAGAGUGCAUUGUAUAAUGUAAAUAAUAAAAGUGAAUAUUAUAGAGACAAAGAGGGGAAGGGUGGAGGGAUGUGUUGUUUGUGUGUUUUUGCUUGAAGUCCAGGUGACUCAAAAAUGAAAAUGACUAAUUAUCUUGAGAAAAGACUCUAUUUUGCAGAACAUGAUUGUACCUGUCCUUUUAUUUAAAAUGUUGCAGUUGUCAGGAGGGGUCCGAAGCAAACAAUGUCAUGAGUGAAAGCAAAAGGUUUUAUAUAAAAAGCCAAAUUGUUGUGUCUCAUAUGUCUCUGUAGAUCCAAUUAAAGUGAAUUCUGUCAGCCAAAAAAGAAAUUGUCAGUAUAUAUGUUUCAGUAUGAGAUUCAUUCUUUUGCAGCUAUGCAAUGAGUCUAAUGAGCAGGAGCAGAACCUGCAUUUGCCAAAUUUGUGAUGUAAAAGUUUAAAAAAUGUUGUACCUAACUGACAUCUGGUGGCGGCUUUCACUGCACAAAUGAUCCUCUCAUCGACUUGUAAAGUGUGUUUCAACAUGAGCCGAAAAAUGAGACAAAUAAAUCAAAUAAAUGAAAGUGUGUGCGCACAUGCGUGCA